This is a messenger RNA of Apis cerana (Asiatic honeybee), 6151 nucleotides long. RefSeq names its product serine protease nudel (gene ndl). Gene Ontology annotation, biological process: proteolysis. Lineage: Eukaryota; Metazoa; Arthropoda; Insecta; Hymenoptera; Apidae. The record is from RefSeq and is a predicted model, not a curated record. Gene Ontology annotation, molecular function: protein binding; serine-type endopeptidase activity.
GCUGGGUUAUUUCACUUUGGUGGCAUCGAGUGCACGGCCCAUUGCCGAGAACAAACUUUGUCGCGAACGUCUCGUGGCUGUUUCGCCUCGGAUUUCCAUCGGAUGGAAACGACUCGACGAGGAGAGAAUCUUUGAGAACGGAAUUUGUCGCCAAUUUCUCAGCAUGCAAGACACGGUAUGCAAGAAGCAUUUGGAGGAUGCGCCGAUAUUAAACGACCAUUGCAGCGUGAAUUUAACUUCCAAAUCACCCGAUAAUUCGACGGAGCACGGAAUAUCGAAAGUAGGAUGGAAAAACAAUAAAUAUUACAGGGCAAUACAGACGAUCCAAAGCCUGCUCAUCGUAUUGGUCUUGUGUUUUGCCGCGUUUUUGAUAUAUUCGAGCACGUCAGAUCGCACAUUCCUCACCCUGGACGAAGCCAAUCAACAUCUUCAAACCAACAACGAGUCCACAGAGCCUCAAGAGACGGAGAGGAAUUUUCGUGAUCGAAAUCGACAAUUCUACAACGAGGAAUACAAUCGUCUCAGCCCCUCAGAACUGAGAACGAUAUUACUGUCCACGAUGGACCUGGAUCGUCGAAAGCGGCGACAUCUGGACGCGAAUCUCUGUAAACAGAACAUGGAGCAUUGCAAGAUCGUGAUGGAUUCCAUGAUGAAGAUCGUCAACACUGUGAACAACAGUAUGCCGCAUCUUCUCGAGUUUCUCAAGAAUUUCCCCACGGAUAAGGAUGCCCCGAAAUCGAAACUCGUCGAGUUGGUCGAGUGUCUGCAAUGCAAGAACGACUCGAUCACGUUCAUAGACGAGACAGGACCCGACAAUCUGAUGAACGAAGCGCGCACGAUACACGAGAACCGCGAUCAGAUCAAGAGCAACGUGGAUACCGUUUGCAAUUUGUUGGACGAGCCGAAUUCGAAUCUCGUGGACGUCUCGAAAUCUGGAAGAGAGGGUGCGAAAAAAUUGGCGAAAUGGACUUUUGUCGACAGCUCUGACAGCGGUGACAGGAAAGAGGACUUGGACGAGAUGGAGACUACUUCAUCGUGGACGAGCGGCACAAUGAAAUAUGAAUCGAAGAACGCGUGGACGGAAGCGGAAAGUGCAGAAACGACGUCGAUGGCGGAAGAAACGAUCGCGAUCGAUGACACGAAAGGGAUCGCGAUUAAUGCGAACGUGACGGCCAAACCAGACGAUGGGAACGUGACGGAAAUCACGAUCGAGCAGCUGCAUCCUUCGGUGCAACCUUCGAUUCAAGGCCACGGCCAGGGGAACGAAACGGAAAGGGAAGGACUCGAAGGAUCGAGCCCCCAGAUGAAAAUGCGCGGUCCCCAAAGCAGAAUCGUGACGAAAGAGAACGCGGCAUCAAUACCGGGCAUGAUCCCUACAGCGGAAACGAUGAAAUCCUCCCAGCAGCUGGUACUCACACCGACCAUAUCCUGGAUACCGUAUCAGAUAUGCUUCUUUGGAAUGAGCAAUCCGACGAAACAAUCGGGUGGCGCGGCGCAACAAACGAUGUACGGGGCUUCCUCGCCCGCGGAGAUUGGAUAUCCGAUUUGGCAACAUCGGCAAGGCUACCAGAACACGAAUCACGCGCCGAAUUACGUGCAAGUGCAGGCGCAAUCCGUGCAAUUCUUCCCUGGAAAUUAUGGGCAAAACGGCGGACAAAAGAUUGGGCCAACAGGCCCCGCGAUCCCGAAUUUUCCUAUAUUCCCCAGACAGCAGAGCUUACCAGGAGGAAAUGCGAAUUCUAAAAUCCCUUAUUAUUGCACCUUCAUCCCCACAUUCCAGUUCCCCACUGUUCCUGGAAUGAACGAGUAUCAGAGGUCGUCCGUUAAUUUUAAGAAGGAGGAUGAUUCGGAUAAGGAGGAUGAAAAUCCUGGAUCGUGUCCGUUUAAUAUGAUUCGAUGCAACGACGAGAAACGAUGCAUAUAUAGAACGCAGUGGUGCGACGGAUUGGUGGAUUGUUACGACGCGAGUGAUGAGACCACGUGCUCUUGCAGAGAUCGAAUUUCGCAAGAACGAAUUUGCGAUGGUUACUUCGAUUGCCCGCAAGGAGAGGACGAAUUGGGAUGUUUGGGUUGUCCAAAGACUUCGUUCAGUUGCAACGAUUGGCAAAGACGGUACAGUAACGACAAUUGCGUCCCACUUUACCAAAGAUGCGACGGAGUGAAGAAUUGUGCCAAUGGAAAAGAUGAAAUGGAAUGCAAUAUUCUCACCCCUUCGUUCGUCGAGGGUGAAAAUGUAUUCACGAUUGGCUACAUCGAAGGAUACCUUCACAAGAACUUCAAGGGCCAAUGGUAUCCCGUGUGUACAGUGGUGAAAUCGUGGAUCAAGGAUGCCUGCAUAUCCGAAAUUGGCCACGACAUUAGCGGAUAUCCAGAGGUAAACAUCCAUUCGAUGCCGCCCAAUGCGUAUCAGGGCCCUUACAUAGCCGAGGUGAACGGCCGGAUAAAAUUGGUUCCCUCGUGCAUGGACACCGCUGUUUUCGUCCGUUGUCCGCGUUUCCCUUGCGGGACGAGCGCGUUUUCCCACGAGGAUUCCCUGGAACCGCAUGUGUUGGAGAAGGAGGAGCGGGACACGUUCCAGAUAUUCGACGAGCUCGUGCACAAGAAUCGGAUGAAUUUCGAUGAAAACGGGGAUAAGGAUGACAUGGUGGGCUCGCAAUUGCGCGUUGUAGGCGGCAGGGCGAGCCAGCCGAAAGCGUGGCCAUUCUUGGUCGCCAUUUACAAGAACGGUAUCUUUUGCUGCGGCGGUGUUAUCCUGAACGAAAUGUGGAUCCUGACCGCUGCUCACUGCCUCGAAGGUUACACGGGCCACUAUUUCGAGAUCCAGGCAGGAAUACUUCGUAGGCAUUCUUUCUCGCCUAUGUCGCAGAUAAGGAGAGCGGGGUACACGGUGAUGCAUCCACGAUACAACGGGAAAGACAUGAAGAACGAUAUCGGUAUGAUCAAGCUUGACGAUCCUCUGCACUUCAAUCGAUGGAUCCGACAAGUUUGCCUUCCUGGUAAGGACAUCUUGGGCCCUAUGUGGAGAAACAAGCCGGAACCCAAUUCCACUUGUAUAGCGAUUGGCUGGGGAGCUUUGAGGGAGUACGGACCUGAUCCCGACCACCUGAGAGAAGUAGAAGUGCCUAUAUUAAAGAAUUGCAAAUACGAGGUUGAUCAGAACGAGGCCGCCAUUUGCGCUGGAUAUCCUCAAGGUGGCCGUGAUGCUUGUCAAGGGGACAGUGGUGGUCCCUUGUUGUGCAGAAAUCCGUACUCGGAAUCGCAGUGGUACGUGGCAGGUAUAAUUAGCCACGGCGAAGGAUGCGCUCGACCGAACGAACCGGGCGCCUACACGAGAGUCAGCUAUUUCCUGGAUUGGAUUCAGGAAGAAAUUUCCAAUGAUCAAGGAAUCUUUCCCUUGAGACGAACUCCCUUGAAAAAAUGUCCAGGCUUCAGUUGCGAGGGUGGUUUGGGCAAAUGUUUGCCGGUGGAGGCCCGUUGCAAUCGAGUGAUCGAUUGUUUGGACGGGGAAGACGAGCUCAAUUGCCACCAUUAUCCAAUUUACAGGCAAUUAGGCAACGCUAGUUUUGAAACUGUUCCAUCUUCCACGAUGGAAAGCCCAGACGAUCCCACGAAACCUGAUGAAAUCUCCACAUCUGCCUCUCCAUUAUUCGAUGACACGAGCUACAAACCUUCGGAUAGAUCCGAAGGUCGAGCGAACAACGAGUUGGGAUUGGAAGGCACGACUUGGACCACUUCUAAGAGAUUCGACGACGAUCCCAACGCGACUUCCACAACUUCUAGUUCUAGUUAUAUCGAAAAUGCCUCCUCGAUAACGUCGACGCGCUUUCCUACUAUAUUCACUUGUUCAAGGUUGCUUCAAAGUGUCUCGAUCGAGAAAAGAUGCGACAGAGUAGUGGAUUGCGAGGACAGUACGGACGAGUUGAAUUGCACCUGCAAAGAUUAUUUGCAGAACCUAAGACCGACCGCCAUCUGCGACGGUUACGCGGAUUGCGAUGAUCUGACGGAUGAACGAGACUGUGAGAUUUGCGGUAAAAACGAAUUUCUCUGCUCUACGAGCAAAACUUGCGUUUCGAUGUCGAAGAAAUGCGAUGGGAAAUUCGAUUGCGAGUUUAAAGAGGACGAGCUCGAUUGCUUCGCGUUCACCGAUGGUCAUCGCGUGUACUUGGACGCCAAUGGACGGCCAUUCUUGAACAAAGAGGGAAUAUUGGCCAGAUACGUUAAACAGAGAUGGCAACCAGUUUGCCAUCGUCCCAAGAUCCAUAAGAAUCAAUCGACGGCCAAUCUUAUUGGACAAAAUAUGUGCGAGUACUUUGGUUUCGCAAACUUUGAAUCGUCGGAAUCCAUCACCGUGAAGAAUUCUAAGCUCGAAACGAUAGCUUGGCGGAACUUUACGUUUCACCAACAGACCUCCCCAACGACCUCUCUGAACCAAGGAGGAGACUUGGAAACCUGUUUGGGACUUUAUAUUCGUUGUGCGUCGACUCUGGACGGUAGCGCGCACGCGUAUUUAACCAGCGAUUCGAGCACCGGAAGGCGAGAGCACCUGUGGCCCUGGCUGGCCGCCAUCUUUGUCGACGGACGCUUCCGCUGCGAGGCGCUGCUGUUGGACUCGAACUGGUUACUGUCCGCCACGAAAUGUCUGGAGAACGUCAGAUUGGACUCAAAUUAUACGACGGCCGUGCUCGGCCACGGUUCGUUAUUCCGUCACAUAGACGGCCCUCAUCAACGGAUAUCGAUCAUCGAUGAACUCCAUCCCGUGAAUAACUCUGUCUCCAUUCUAUUGCACUUGAAGAAUCGAGCUCACUUCGGCCGUUAUGUGCAACCGUUGUUCCAGGAUAAGACAAUUUAUCUACCAGGGACGAACGAUACUUGCGUGGCUGUCGGGGUCAACGGAAAUUACGAGACUGGAUCGGUCUUUUUGAAACCUGUUCUAGAAAAUUGCCCAAAUUGUCAACGAUGCUUCGUUAAUCGUUCGAAUUCCGAAUGUUGGAGAAACGAAACAAAUUGGAGUGGAACGAUAUUCUGUCGUGGAAGAAAGGGAUGGUACCCCGCAGCCGUCUUCGAAGACAACCAAGAUUGUAAUUUCACGGAUUCACAAAGGGUGACAAGUAUCGAGUACAUAAAUCCCUACCUGAUGGAGGCAAUGGACGGGUCGAGAAAAUCGGUCGAAUCGACGUGUGACGGUUUUCGAUGCAGCAUUGGCAAUUGCAUCCCCCUGAAUCGCGUUUGCGACGGCGUUCCUGAUUGUCGGGACCAGGGCGACGAGGAACCGGAAUAUUGCGCAAGGUUCCAGGAAAAUUGCGAGAACGCCGUGGAGGGUUGCAAUUGCACGAGGAUGGAACUUCGAUGCAGGAAUGGGAAAUGCGUGGACCGAAGCGCGUUUUGCGAUCGAAGGAACGAUUGUUUCGACGGGUCUGACGAGCCUGAGCUGUGCACCUGCUCGGAAUACUUGAAACUUACAUCUCCGGAACGAGUGUGCGACGGUGUCCGCCAUUGCGUUGACAAAAGCGACGAGUCGCCGGAUGCGUGCCCCUGCAGAGAUUCGAGUUUCAGAUGUAAAACAACGAACGGAAGAGAUAUUUGCGUGCCGCAAGAUUUCGUUUGCGACGGGGCGAAGGAUUGUUCGGGUGGCGAAGACGAAGCGUUAUGCAGAAUGUUGAAGCCAUUCUCGAACGACAGCGAUAGUUCGGGAGAAAUGAUUCGUCGAAGUUACGGUGUCUGGCACACGGAAUGUUUCUCGAGCCCCGUUUCGCCCGAAUUAGCAUCGGAUCUGUGCAAAUCGAUGGGAUAUUCUUCAGGGGACGUUAUUAAUGGUGCUGCAGCCACGGACCAACCCACGAUCCUCAAGUUGGACAAUUUUUACAUAACAAAGAUAAAUGAUUGGAUAUGGUUGUCCCUGAUAAGGGGCGACAAGCCGUUGGUAACAUUGGAAAAAUCGAACGAGACCUGCCAUCGCGCGUUUUUAAAUUGCGAAAAUUAAUUCACUUUCAUAACAAUUCGAAACAAUUUUUAUAAAAUAAUUUUGUACGAUCUCGUAUUAUUUAUUACUUUUAUUUAUUGCGUGCCAUUUAUCGUACUGUUAUUUAUUGCAGAAAUUAAAAUAAUAUUAAAUAUAGAAUAAAGAAUAAAGAAUAUUCGAAUCGAAGGAGAA